This is a messenger RNA of Camponotus floridanus (Florida carpenter ant), 1341 nucleotides long. RefSeq lists its product as uncharacterized. Lineage: Eukaryota; Metazoa; Arthropoda; Insecta; Hymenoptera; Formicidae. Gene Ontology annotation, molecular function: sequence-specific DNA binding. The coding region runs from base 153 to 983 and encodes 276 amino acids. The transcript has 3 exons. The record is from RefSeq and is a predicted model, not a curated record.
AAAAAAAAACCAAUAAUGGACAAAUAUACUUGAAAACACGCUGCAGUAUAUAUUAUUGUCAAUUGUAGUGUAUUGUAAUAUUAAACAAUGUUAAUUUUAUUAUCACAGCAUUAUGAACACAUUCUCAGUUGCACUACAGUUUAAGAAAAAAAAUGGGAAGAGCUUGUUGUGUUUCUGGCUGUGAUUCUGGAGUUAAAGUUCCAUCACAUAAGUUCCCAAAAAAUCCAAAAAGAUGUGCUGAAUGGAUCAAUAAUUUAAAUUUAGAACAUUUAAAAAAUUAUGACAGUAGCAGUUUGCAAAAAUUUAAAGUUUGUCAUAAACAUUUUCGUGAAACAGAUUAUAGUUUUGCUCCACAUAAUCAUUUUUUGAAGGAUACAGCAAUUCCAUUUAUAAAACAUACUACAGUUAUGGACACAAUAACUAACAAUUCGGAGCAACAACAAUCACAACAAUUUAAUUUAUUACUAGAAGUUAAAAAUAUAGAACAAAUUAAAAUUGAACCGCAGGAGACAUUAGUUCAAUAUCAAAUAUAUAAUGAACAACAAUAUAAAGAGACAACAGAAAAUAAACAACAAGAAAAUAUACAAAUCCCGCAAAUAAAAGAAGAAAACCUUUUUCAACAAGUCAUACAUGUAAAUAAUCAAGAUGUAAAUAAUCAAGAACAUGUAAAUAAUCAAGAAAAUAAAGAAGAUCCAAAAUUAUUCAAGCUAAUCCAAGAUCAUGAAUAUCGAUUAAACAAGUUAGAAGAAAAAGUUGACUUUAUUUUGAACUCUUCAAAAAGAAGAAUAUGGAAUAGACCAGAUUUACCAAAAAUAACAUGUAAAGCUAAGCUUACUCCCAAAGUCAAAAGUUUAUAUGGAACAAUAAUAAAAUUAAGACGAGAUAAGAGACGUUUACAACGUCUUUUACAGCGUUUCAGGGAAGAGAAUGCAAGAAAAGGACAAAAGACUGUCUCUCUCAAAAAGAAUUGUCAAAACAUAUGAACAUGAGAAAAUGAAAUAAUACAAUUACCAAAAAGUGCUGCAACAACUUUGGAAGUUAUAUUAUUUUUUAAUAACUUACUCGAUUCAAUUAACGUUCACAAAACAUCAAGAAUUAAGCAGCAUAUUAUCAUCAGUAGUGGGCAUAUCGAAUUUUGGUGAGAAGCUUGCGAGAAAUUAAAAAAGAUGCAAUAUAUAUUUUAAUAAAGAAACACAUCAAAUUCCGAAAAGGGAUUAUUUAAACGAGCCAUUUGUAUCACAAUAUGUAUUAAACAUGCUAUAAAAGUUGCAAAAAUAAAACUAACAAGUAUCUGCCAUGAACUUCAACUUCGAAAAAUUAACAAAAAUAAACGAUCUCUCU